This is a messenger RNA of Colletotrichum destructivum, 1875 nucleotides long. RefSeq names its product Putative acyl-CoA-binding protein, ACBP. The transcript has 3 exons. The record is from RefSeq and is a predicted model, not a curated record. Gene Ontology annotation, biological process: fatty acid metabolic process. Gene Ontology annotation, molecular function: fatty-acyl-CoA binding. Lineage: Eukaryota; Fungi; Ascomycota; Sordariomycetes; Glomerellales; Glomerellaceae. The coding region runs from base 427 to 1293 and encodes 288 amino acids.
AGACAGCUGAUUGCCGGUACCGAACUACUUUGCCUCGCUCUCUACCUUGCUUAUCCUGCCAGCACCCGCCAUCGACGCCGCUUCCUCUCUGCCCACCAGAUCCCUUCCUUUCUUUGGACGACGAGCGGAGAGAGAGUUCCAUGGCGGAGCUUUCGCAUUAUGUAUGUCAGCGUGCUGGAUUCCUAACUUACUCGUUCUGCCAGCACCUGUCACCUCUUUCGCCAGUUUCAGCUCCCGUGGCCAAGGUACCUUGCUCCAUUAGGUGAACCCAUCUAAGUCAUCUUUGCCCGGUGUGAUUGAGCCGAACUACUUGAAAACCCCGACCCAGCCGAAUCAGAUCACCUCGGAUACCUAUACACCAUAAACGCGUCCUCUCCCUCCCUUCUCCCCUCAUCCAAGUCAUCUGGUUCAAGGAUCUCCUUCUAGAUGGCUGACUCUGUGGAUCGCGUGUUUGUCCAUGCCUUAAAUACCGUCAAGAAAAUCCCCAAAACGGGGGCCUCGCGCCCCCCGCCGUCCGACAGGCUGCGACUCUAUGGCCUCUACAAGCAAGCGAUGGAGGGUGACGUUGAUGGCGUCAUGGAACGGCCGACCUCGGCUUCCGGCGUGCCAGCUGAUGAGCUCCAGCGCGAGAAGGACAAGUGGGAUGCAUGGAACUCCCAGAAGGGCCUGAGCCGGACGGAGGCGAAGAGACGAUACAUCGAGGCAUUGAUCGAGACGAUGCACAAAUUCGCGACGACACCAGACGCCAAGGAACUUGUCGCGGAACUCGAAUUCGUAUGGAACCAGAUCAAGAACAACAGCCCGAGCUCGACCGAAUCCUCACCGAAAGGCACAGGGUAUACCGGCGAGUUGCGACAGUAUCAGAAUCCCCUGCCUGACUCCGAAGGACCGCUGAAGGUUCUAAGCCCCAUGAGCGAAGACGACGCCGCCGAACGAAACUCAGUCGGGCGGAUGGUCUACAACGAGGAGGAGGAAGGGGACGCGCUUGUGAGGAGCAGCAACUGGUCGCGGAGCGUGGAACGCGCCUUGGAAAAGCUCUCGGCCGAGGUCGCGGCCUUACGAGAGCAAAUUACAACAGGAAGGGAGUGGAAAUCGAAAAAGUCGCGAAGUUUCCCCGCCUGGAUACGGUGGUUCACCUGGGUGGUAUUAAAACACCUCGCCAUCGAUGCGGUCCUGUUGGCCUUCAUCCUCCUGUGGAUGCGCAAGCGGAAGGAUAGGAGGUUGGAGGACUUGGUCCGCGCCGGGGUGAAGUUGAUGAGGGAAUACGUGAGGAACGUCUUACCGUCCAGAUGACAACGACGCGACGGGUGGUAAGGGGCGCAACCUGCAGGUAUAUGGGCUGAGGAGCUACCGAUGCCGCUCUCUGCGAUGAACCGGCACCACCCAUCUGGGCAAGGCCAUAUCUGUCACUUGCCCCCAGGGAGGUCGGAAGGCCCGCGCGACUUACACGCCAAUCCAAGCUUGGUUCACUCUGGGAGAACAUGCGCGCAUUGUCCCACUGGCAUACGUUUCAAUCUUCCAUUGCAUAUCGCCAAGACGGAUCCUGAUCCCGCCCAUGUCAACAGCAGACGGACAGUUCCCGGGGGACGAGUUCAUAGCCACACCUCCAACCAAUGGGUCUGGAAGAGACAUCGUCGUCUGGCGAAUGGUGCUCAAAAGCCGAGCCGAGCGCAGGGUCUUAAGUGACGACUGGACGGACGGCUAGUCAGGCGACGGAGGUCCCUCUGGAUCUAAGAUUGAUCAUAUAGAGGUCCUCUGCUCAUGUUGAAUGCGAUAUCCGUAUUUUUAAUAAACGCAGCCAAAAUGCUUCAGUGUUGCGCGGUGACCGUCCUGUUUCGUUGCGGUAACAGUUUUAUGUAUGUCCACACAAUCCUA